This is a messenger RNA of Pygocentrus nattereri (red-bellied piranha), 2801 nucleotides long. RefSeq names its product StAR-related lipid transfer (START) domain containing 10 (gene stard10). The transcript has 6 exons. The coding region runs from base 481 to 1290 and encodes 269 amino acids. Gene Ontology annotation, molecular function: lipid binding. NCBI's taxonomy places the organism in Eukaryota, Metazoa, Chordata, Actinopteri, Characiformes, Serrasalmidae. The record is from RefSeq and is a predicted model, not a curated record.
GCCUGCGCGAGUCUCACCGCUGUUCUCUCCCAAACAGCAGCAGUGCCGCGAGCACGGCGACCCUGUCGGUCUUCUGCGUCACCGCCGCCGACCCGCUCAGCCCCGCCGCGGAGCUCCGCCGCUCGGAUCGGGCAGAGAAAACAGCGUCAGCAGCGCCUGAACAGCGCGGCGCUCGGACCGCGGAGCCGCGGCUGCUCGAGACGCGCCGCUUCGGACUUCGUUUGGCGGGGAAAAGAGAAGCGAAGCAGCCGCUCGCGCCGCUUCCCGGCCAGUCGAACCUAAGUCUGAGUUGUUUCUGCUCGUUUUCCCGCGGUUCCGCAGAUCAGACGGUAACCGGACCGAACAAACUCGGUCCGGCCGUCUUUUGACCCACGAGCGAACUUUAUCCUCUUCUGCGCGCCCUCGGGAUCCGGUCUCUCGGGAGCGCGCGCCCCUCGCUCGCUCGCUCCAGCAGACGGGAGCGCGCCGCGGUCAGCCACCAUGUCCGGGGAGGAGGUGCUGAUCCCGGACGACAGGGCCUUCAGCAGCUUCAAGAGCGAGUGCUGCUCGGACGAGGGCUGGAGCCUCACCUACAACAAGGCGGGCAUCACCGUCUGGAUCCAGAUCCUGGAAGAAGAGAAGUCCCUGCAUAAGAUUAAGUGUCGGAUGGUUUGCAAGGAUGUUUCUUCGGAAACCAUGUACGACGUCCUCCACGACAUCGACUACCGGAGGAAAUGGGACUCGAACGUGAUUGAGACUUUCGACAUCGGCAAAUUGACAGUCAACGCAGAUGUCGGCUACUACUCCUGGAAGUGCCCGAAACCCCUGAAGAAUCGCGACGUCAUCACUCUGCGUUCCUGGCUGCCCAUGGGCAAAGACUACAUCAUCAUGAACUACUCCGUCAAGCACCCAAAAUACCCUCCUAAGAAGGACAUGGUGCGGGCGGUUUCCAUUCAGACGGGUUACCUUAUCCAGAGUAACAGCCCUUCAAGCUGUACCUUAACUUACCUGGCGCAGGUGGAUCCCAGAGGUUCUCUACCCAAGUGGGUUGUGAAUAAGUCUUCCCAGUUUCUGGCUCCUAAAGCGAUGAAGCGGAUUUGUAAGGCGUGUGUGAAGUACGCCGAGUGGAAGCAGAGGCAUAACCCCGGUUUCAAGCCGUGGCUUUACCCCGAGCAGAACCCGCUGUCCAACAUCCCUCUGACUGAACUGUCCAUCCAGCACGCGGACUCGCUGGAGAACAUCGACGAGAGCUCUCUGAGCGAGGGCAAGGACGAGCGCGCCGAGCACAGUGACGACGACGGGCCCCACUGACGCUCACGCAGCCACACAGGGGCCAGAGCAGCGGAGCAACACGACACGCUGUAAAGGGUCCUAGUGUAAAACUGUCCACACGCAAAAUGACCCAACCCCAAAAGUCACACUCUCUCUAAGGCUCUCCAACCUGUAGAUACAGUCGUGUGCAAAAGUUUGGACAAAUGACUUUUCAAAGAUAGAACUCAGAUAUGGCCUUGUUUUUAUAGCAGAUGGAAUUUCUACACUAAGAUGAGUAAAUUCACAGAAAAUGCCAUGUCCCCAAAGCAGAAUUCGGCCAGAGACGUUUCAGUUUUUGCAUACGACUGUACAUACAGUACUCCUGCAAACGUUUAGGCACCUGAGGCGAUCAUAUUUCAUUGUUUAUCUGUUCAAUAUUUAUUCACACAACAUAGAUGGUGCUUGGUGAUUUGACUUACUGUGUUCAUUCAAACAUUUCCAGACCGUUCUGUGAGAAAGCUCGGUGUUACUAGUAGAUCAAUAUCAAUACUUCAUUAAAUUUAGUCCGAUGUGCUGGUGGUGAAGAAAUCUUUACAAUGACUGAAUCUUUUUGUAAACAAGAAACUCGUCUGACUGUUUUACUGCAUUAAUGUUUCUUUACAUUUCUUCUGAUGUUUUUGGUAUUUUUCUCGCAAAAUCACAUUCAGUGCUUUGAUAAAUGGUUUCAUACAGUUUGAUUGGGUGCCUAAGACUUUUGCACAGUACUGUGUUUAUAUACAUACAUUGAGUUGCCACUUUAUUAGCUACAUACGCUCAUUAGUACACCUACAAACAACUACAGCCCCCCCCCCCCCCCCCAAAAUCACUGGUCAGUUUCUGAUCGUAGGAGUGUAUUGGGCAGUGUCCACUUUAUUGGAAACCCCUCCCUUGAAGCUGAUAAGUCCAUUAUGUACAUGCAAUGAAAGACUGUAGCUCAUUUGUUGAAGCACAGUUUGUUUUUGUCAUCCUCUGGCCUUUCAUCAGUGGUCAGUGUCUGACCACAGAGCUGCUCUUGGCUGGAUAUUUUUGGGCAGUGGUUUGCUCUCCAGCUAGCAGUGACAUCACUGUGUAUGAGACGCUUGUACCAGCACCGUAAACACUACCGUGUCUCGGCCACGUCUGCUGUGAUGAGAACGAUCCACCAAACCAAUGAUAUGUGUAAAAAUAUAACAGCGGUCAGAAAAUGACUAAUGGUGAAUGAGCUAACGGGGGGCUGCUGGACUGUUCAUCAUCAGGUGAGCUACAGUCUGUAUUUCUAAGACCGGUGGAGCUCAUAAAGUGAACGACGAGUGGAACACUAGAUAGGUGUUUCUGAUAAAGUGGCCACGCAGUGUAUGUGUAGUGUAUACAUGCACAUGACCGCUGCAGAGUUCCUAGCCCUUUUUUCAGAGGAAGUGCUCUUGAUUCUUUGUGCCCCCUUUAAAGUGUGUAGUGAUGUGCUGGAACGUCACGGUUCGGCGAAUGAGUGAAUGUAGUGCAAUUAGAAGUCAAGUAAAAAGAAACGGGAUCCAUGUCUGGAACUGUUGGCAGAA